Messenger RNA from Pogoniulus pusillus (Red-fronted tinkerbird), 2264 nucleotides. It is a transcript of the gene INSM1, whose product is annotated as INSM transcriptional repressor 1. Gene Ontology annotation, biological process: negative regulation of transcription by RNA polymerase II; neuron differentiation; regulation of cell cycle process. The coding region runs from base 153 to 1508 and encodes 451 amino acids. Gene Ontology annotation, cellular component: transcription repressor complex; nucleus. The transcript has a single exon. Lineage: Eukaryota; Metazoa; Chordata; Aves; Piciformes; Lybiidae. The record is from RefSeq and is a predicted model, not a curated record. Gene Ontology annotation, molecular function: RNA polymerase II cis-regulatory region sequence-specific DNA binding; DNA-binding transcription repressor activity, RNA polymerase II-specific.
CCGCCGCGCCGCCGCUGAUUGGCUCGGUCUGCUGCCGCCGGCCUGAACAAUGGCCUCGGGCCGCUUAAAGGCGGCGGUGGCGGCGCGGUGGGUAGGGCAGAGCGCAUCUCAGCCAGCAGCGUGCGCCGCGGCCGCUGCCGGCCGGCGCGAAGAUGCCCCGUGGCUUCCUGGUGAAGCGCAGCCGGCGGCCCACCCCUGUCUCGUACCGGGCGCGCUGCUGCCGAGAGACUGCUUCUGCCGGCCCGCCGCUCCCAGCCGGUGGUGCCCUGCCGUCCGCUUGUCCCGCCGCCCCACCGCCGCGGGACUCACCGCCGGUGCCGUUUGGGACGCCUGAUGCUGCUGUGCAGGCGCUGUGUAGCCCCACGCGGCCCGUCAGCAGGGACAAGUAUCUGGAGCGCGGCUUCAGCCUGGGUUCCCCUGUCUCGGCCGAGUCCUUUCCUGCCCCGGCUGUGCCCGGCACCAUGGAUCCGCUCCUUUUCGCCCCUGCUGAGCUCAAGCUCUGGGCUGCCGCCGCCGCUGCUGGCCACGCUGAGCCGCCCGCCGGCCAUGUCGCCGCUGGCACCACCGCUGGUCCUGGUGCCAGCGGAGCCCCCGCACCGCCAGCCGUAGUCGCGCCGCCUGUGUCAGGCCGACCGCAACCUGCUAAACGCCCACCGGCAUCCGCGGAGCCCGCGCGGCAGAAGGCUCCGUCGGGCAAGAAGGCGAAGGCGAUCCGCAAGCUAACCUUCGAGGAUGAGGUGACCACGUCGCCGGUGCUGGGGCUGCGCAUCAAGGAGGGCCCGGUUGAAACACCGGCCAAGACACGGGGCGGCUGCGCCCGCCCGCUCGGCGAGUUCAUCUGCCAGCUCUGCAAGGAGGAGUACGGGGACCCCUUCGCGCUGGCGCAGCAUCGCUGCUCCCGCAUCGUCCGGGUGGAGUAUCGCUGCCCCGAGUGUGACAAGGUCUUCUCCUGCCCCGCUAACCUCGCCUCUCACCGCCGCUGGCACAAGCCCCGUCCGCCUGCCGCCAAAAGCGGCCCUGAGGCGGGCAGGGCGCCGCCGGAGGAGCCGCCGAAGGAGGCGAGCGGCGGCAGCGGGAGCGGCAGCGAGCGGGACACGCCGAGCCCCGGCGGAGCCUCGGAGUCCGGCUCCGAGGAGGGGCUCUUCGAGUGUCCCCGCUGCGCCAAGCGGUUCCGCCGGCAGGCCUACCUGCGCAAGCACCUGCUGGGGCACCCGGCACCCGUACCGGGGCCUCCACCCGCCCCGGCCCCCGAGCCCGCCGCAGAGGAGCCGCCCCCGCCGCCCCCGGCAGAGUGCCGCUUGUGCCCGGUCUGCGGGGAGACCUUCCCUAGCAAGAGCAGCCAGGAGCGGCACCUCCGCCUCCUGCACGCCGCCCAGGUCUUCCCCUGCAAGUACUGCCCGGCCACCUUUUACAGCUCGCCUGGCCUCACCCGGCACAUCAACAAGUGCCACCCCUCCGAGAACAGGCAGGUCAUCCUGCUCCAGGUGCCGCUGCGUCCCGCCUGCUAGAGCCGCCCGUGCCUUCCCGGGGACCGAGGCCGCCGCCGAGCCCGUCCCGCAGGCUGCGCUUCGGACUCACCACACGAUUAGCUUUAAUACAGCUUGUGAACUGCUGGAAUCUGGCUUUACAUUUACCUUUCCGAGGUCUUUUUGUUUCUUUUUGUUGUCGUUGUUGGCUUUUUUUUCCGUUCGUUUUAGUUUUUCUGAUUGUGAACAGAUCAAACCGCUUGAGGAGAAACAAGACUUUCCUUUAGUAUAGCCACAAAUGCCUUGACUCUGCUGUUGAUGGUCUCCAGAAAAUGCUGUACAAACUGCCUUAACCGUGACAUGCCAACUUUGUUUCUGUUUGGUUCCUGAGGUAGCUCAUGAGUUGACUAUCUGUAUAUGUUGGUUUGAGUAAUUAUGUUAUUUAUUCGUUAUUUAUUUAUAUUAAUUAUGAAGACUGAUAAUAUUUGAUUGCAGAUACUCUAAAGUGCUUUUUUCUCUCUCUUUUUUUUUUGUCUCCCCUGCCUGCCAUUUCACUGUGCAUUUUAGAAGAUCUUUUUUUCUCAAGAGAUCUGCUAAAAAAGGUUUUAACUUUUAUACCUAGAAUAACUCCAGGUCUUAAUCAUUUUAUCCUGUGCAGCUGACAGCUCUUACUUUUAGAUGCAAUCUCUUUUUCUACACACAUUAUUUUCUUAACUGUUAGCUAUUUAUAGAGUGCUUUGAUAGAACUGUUUCAACUGUAUAAUUAUUUACUAUUCAAAUAAAAUAUUUUCAAAUUCA